This is a messenger RNA of Schistosoma intercalatum, 4214 nucleotides long. The record is from the annotation of a GenBank genome assembly. NCBI's taxonomy places the organism in Eukaryota, Metazoa, Platyhelminthes, Trematoda, Strigeidida, Schistosomatidae.
CGCAAACAGAUUGUUGACGGUGGUUACUUUCGUUUCUGGUCAGGCUUAGUAUGUGUGCACUAAAUGCGAAUCCAAGUAAUGAUCCUUUAUCAGGGGAAAGAGUCAAAUUCCAUCGUUUGAUUGUUGACGAACCGAUAAAAGAUGAUAACUCGGUAGUUUAUUUAUCUCAAGCCAAGAUGGAUGCAAUGAAUCUGUUUCGUGGGGACACUGUUUUGGUCAAGGGUAAGAAACGUAAAGAAACUGUGUGUGUAGCCAUUGUGGACGAGAGUUGCCCAGACGACAAGAUUCGUUUAAAUCGUUGUAUUCGCAGUAAUCUACGAGUUAAGCCAGGAGAUAUUGUCAGUUUAAAGAGUCUUCCUGACAUCCUCUACGGGAAACGCAUUCACGUGCUGCCUAUUGACGAUACUAUUUUUGGUCUUACAGGAAAUUUAUAUGAAGCUUUUCUAAAACCAUACUUUUUGGCUGCCUACCGACCUGUACAUAAAGGCGACAUAUUUGUCGUACGUGGUGGGAUGCGAGCUGUUGAGUUCAAAGUAAUUGAAACAGACCCAUCACCUUAUUGCAUUGUUUCCCCUGACACUACUAUUCACACAGAAGGAGAUCCAGUUAAACGAGAGGAUGAGGAAGAAAAGCUGAAUGAAAUAGGUUAUGACGACAUAGGAGGUUGUCGUAAGCAGCUGGCUCAAAUAAAAGAAAUGGUUGAGUUACCUCUUCGUCACCCUCAGCUGUUCAAAGCUAUAGGUGUGAAACCUCCUCGCGGAAUACUCCUUUAUGGACCUCCUGGUACUGGAAAAACCUUAGUUGCUCGGGCAGUAGCCAAUGAAAGUGGAAGCUUUUUCUUUUUAAUCAAUGGGCCGGAGAUAAUGUCAAAAUUGGCCGGCGAGUCAGAAUCUAACCUACGCAAAGCGUUCGAAGAGGCAGAAAAAAAUGCACCAGCCAUUAUUUUUAUUGAUGAACUUGAUGCGAUCGCCCCUAAGAGGGAAAAAACCCACGGUGAAGUAGAACGCCGCAUCGUUUCUCAAUUAUUGACAUUAAUGGAUGGUCUAAAACAACGGAGCCACGUAAUUGUCAUGGCUGCUACGAAUCGUCCUAAUAGUGUUGACCCCGCAUUGAGACGCUUUGGUCGUUUUGAUCGCGAAAUAGAGAUAGGUAUUCCUGAUAGUAUUGGGAGACUGGAUAUUUUGCGGAUACACACCAGGAACAUCCGGCUGGCUGAAGAUGUUGAACUUGAGCAAAUAGCCAAUGAAGCUCACGGUCACGUAGGAGCUGAUCUAGCUUCGUUGUGCUCAGAAGCUGCCCUCCAACACAUAAGAAAUAAGAUGAAUCUUAUUGACUUAGAAGACGAUACAAUUGACGCUGAAGUAUUGAACUCGUUGGCCGUAACGAUGGAUGACUUUCGUUGGGCUUUAGGAAAGAGUAAUCCGUCCGCUCUUCGCGAGACCACAGUUGAGGUACCAAAUGUCACCUGGGAUGAUAUUGGUGGGUUAGAAAAUGUGAAACGAGAGCUCCAGGAACUGGUUCAGUAUCCCGUUGAACAUCCUGAUAAAUUCCUGAAAUUCGGUAUGACUCCUAGCAAAGGUGUCCUGUUUUAUGGUCCGCCAGGUUGUGGUAAGACGUUGUUGGCGAAGGCGAUUGCGAACGAAUGUAAAGCCAAUUUUAUCAGCAUCAAAGGACCCGAACUCCUUACUAUGUGGUUUGGUGAAUCUGAAGCAAACGUUCGGGACAUUUUUGAUAAAGCUCGACAAGCGGCACCGUGUGUGCUUUUCUUUGAUGAACUGGACUCGAUUGCCAAAGCUCGUGGAGGUAGCGUUGGUGAUGCUGGAGGUGCUGCUGAUCGUGUUAUCAACCAACUUCUAACCGAAAUGGAUGGUAUGUCUGCUAAAAAGAACGUUUUUAUCAUUGGUGCCACUAAUCGCCCAGAUAUUAUUGAUGGGGCCAUCUUGCGUCCUGGAAGACUCGACCAACUAAUUUACAUUCCACUGCCAGAUGAAGCCUCAAGAGCUAAUAUUCUAAAAGCUAAUUUAAGAAAAUCCCCAAUUGCAAAGGUAAGUUAUACUUUUUGUCUGAUCUUCAUUAAUGAAGCAUUUCAAUAUCGGUCUUCUACAUUUUUGAUGGAAGUAUAGGAUCUGUAAACUUAACUGCACCAAGCAUAGAAGUGCCCUUCGAUGAUAUUAGGAAAUUCACACCACGUUUUCAGAAUUAUAAAAUAUGACUUUCGGAUUUCGGCACCAGUUUGUUGGGAUUGUCUUGAGUUACACUUGAUGCUACUAAUUUCGAUUCCCUUCAAAGUGGUGAGUGUUCACCUUUAGUUCUAAAUAUGAAGGUGGGAGAAACUUAGUUUCCUUCGAUUCAGCUAUUUUGUAGUCUACCGGUUGACAAUAAAAAUCAUAUUUGUACUACCCAUUGUGACUCGAAAUUAGAGAUAUGUUAGUUAUUGCCAGGUGAUUUUUGUCUGAUAAUUCUCCCUAACUGUGCAAUUAUGCGUAAACCAAAUUCUUUCUACAUUUACCACAUAACUCUAUUUAUUUACAAACCCACGGUACUGUAUUCCUUUCCGCUUGAAUUUUGUAAAUAAUGGUUACUCGGUACUCUGAUAACAUCUAGAUUCCCAUCACGUGAAGUGCUUUGUACUACGAAGCUCCAAGUGUUUGUCAAAAAUUCUAACUUCUCCCUCUAGGGGGUUACCAUGCUCUCAAUCUGAUUGAGUUCUUUUUACUUCGGUGAUAGUAAAUGUGACGAUUUGAGCUUAUUCCUUGCAUCACACGUUGUUUAGGAGUAACCUAAGUUGUCACGCAAAAUUCGGCUGCGUAAUAGCAUACAACGGAAUAUUAUGCUAUCGAUGGUACUCCUGAGUCUGAAAAACCAUCUUGCUUAUAAUUGCCGCACUAACAUAUUGUACCUUUUUGCUGUUGCAGUGUUCUGUAGUAGUCUUUUUAGCCAAAAUUGUCUGAAAUAUGGCUUCAGACUAGUGCUUAUAUUGCUGAUGUGUAGAACUUAAGGACUUAUGUUCUUUGCUAAAAACAAUCAGUUCAGUCAGCUUUAGUUCAGUGAGACAGUUUUCCCGGUAUAAAGCGUUUGGUUUCCUCAGUAAUAAAUUUUAAAAGUGUAUACAAAUUUGCUGCCUUUCUGUUAAGCUUAUAUAAUUACUUGUAAAAUACCAGACAUUUUGUGUGCCUCUAUGAUCCUCUUCUUUUGUCGAGUGUAAACAAAACAAAUCAGAAACGUUUUAAACCGACUGGGUGAUAAAUUCGAACCAAAAUCUACUCAUCGGAAAAAAAACAAGCAAUUAUGUUGCAAUCACUCGCUUUGUAUGUCGCAGUUUCAAACCCUUUUCAAUCUAGCUAGGUAAUAUCACUGGUCUUUAUAGUUAUAACUUAACUGAAUCAGUACUUUUCGAAUCAUAAUUUUUAUAGUUAUUCCUUUACACUACCAUGGGUAACAGUUUAUAUUUUAGUGUUACACUUGAGACAAAUUUCGUGUCUAAAUUUUAGGGAUUUGGGUAACAGAUUUAAGAUUGUAUAAUGUAGUCUUUUUAACUGUUUAACAGGCAUUUACUAACUCUUGGUCUUUUUAAUAUUAGGAUGUUGACAUUAAUUUCUUAGCAAAAGCUACUCAGGGAUUUUCGGGUGCUGACCUCACAGAAAUAUGUCAGCGUGCCUGUAAACAAGCAAUACGUGAAUCUAUCGAGGCGGAAAUACGUGCUGAAUCUGAAAAGAAAAACAAGCCCAAUGCUAUGGAAGAUGAUUUUGAUCCAGUGCCAGAAAUAACUCGUCGUCACUUUGAAGAAGCAAUGCGCUUUGCAAGACGCUCAGUGACUGAAAAUGAUGUACGGAAAUAUGAAAUGUUCGCCCAAACAUUGCAACAGUCAAGAGGAAUAGGUAGUAAUUUCAGAUUCCCUGGAUCAGAUGGACCUGGAAUACCUACAGGUCAUGGUACUCAGGGAGGAGGAGGAGGAUCAGCCUAUGGAUCUCAAAAUGACGCAGAAGAUUUAUACAACUAAACGAUUGUCACAACAUUUUACUUUUCAGUUUAUUGAAAACUUUAGGCUCAAGCUAUCCUGUGUCAUCAAUUUCACCUACUUAUGCUUCUGGUUUGAAUUCUAAUUAUCAGUUAUGUGACGUCUGACUGAUUAAUUUUUUCUAUCCCCAAACUGUUCCCUUUGUAAUUCAGACAGAAUUUGUACCUGGCAUAUUUCCAUACAUUUAUUUCAUGUU